Messenger RNA from Coregonus clupeaformis (lake whitefish), 3119 nucleotides. Its product is annotated as lissencephaly-1 homolog B-like. NCBI's taxonomy places the organism in Eukaryota, Metazoa, Chordata, Actinopteri, Salmoniformes, Salmonidae. Bases 683 to 1915 code for a protein of 410 amino acids. The record is from RefSeq and is a predicted model, not a curated record. Gene Ontology annotation, biological process: retrograde axonal transport; brain morphogenesis; germ cell development. Gene Ontology annotation, molecular function: microtubule plus-end binding; dynein complex binding. The transcript has 11 exons. Gene Ontology annotation, cellular component: neuronal cell body; microtubule associated complex; kinetochore.
ACUACAAACCAUUUUGCCACAAAUUAGAUGUUACAUUUGUUUCAAAAAUCCGAGCUCGCAGAUUCGGCAUAGGCAAAUAUUUUUUAUUCACAGAAAAAGAUUCACGAUUCGCAGUUUAGUAAAUGAGUUGCAUGCUUGCAAAUCGUAUUGAACGUAUUCAAAUGUCAAAUUACAAUUUUGCGACAUUACAUUUUUCACACAUGAUACAAGCUUGCGAAAUUAACUAACACAUUUGUGAAUCGUAUUUGCAACUACGAAUCUCAUUGUGAGACCACGAAAUUCAACAUACAAAUUUGCAUACUUUAGAAUCCAAUGUAAUCCCAAACCUUUCCUUCAGCACCAUUUCGUUUGUGCGCGCCGUGCGUUCACCGCCUGCGAAGCAAUGCCAGCGCGUACCCGCCGUCCGGAGGCAAAUGCGGUAGUGAUACUUCAGUGGUACUGACGUACUGAAAUAAAGGAGGAGAAAAUAAGAUUGACCCUGCUGAGUGAUCGGACAUCUCCUAAGCAAAAACAAAACAUUUGAUCCCCUAUUUUUUAUCACAGAAUAUGGACUAUGAGACAGAUCAUACAUAGAAGGUCUGAGGACUGAGCAACUGACCGAGGGACCUGAGGAUCCCCCUACACCAUCACCCCCAGUCUCACUCGUCUCCCCCAGAGGGCGAGAGCAGCCACUACAGCCAUCAUGGUGCUGUCACAGAGACAACGAGAUGAACUAAACCGAGCGAUCGGAGACUACCUCCGCUCAAAUGGCUAUGAAGAAGCCUAUUCCACCUUCAAGAAAGAGUCUGAGUUAGAUAUGAAUGAGGAGUUAGAUAAGAAGUACGCUGGUCUUUUGGAAAAGAAAUGGACCUCAGUCAUCAGAUUACAGAAAAAGGUGAUGGAGCUGGAGUCGAAGCUGAACGAGGCCAAGGAGGAGAUGACUCUAGGGGGUCCGGUGGCCCAGAAGAGGGACCCUAAGGAGUGGAUCCCCCGUCCCCCAGAGAGAUACGCCCUAAGCGGCCACCGCUCCCCCGUCACACGGGUCAUCUUCCACCCUGUCUUCUCCGUCAUGGUCACCGCUUCUGAGGACGCCACCAUCAAGGUGUGGGACUAUGAGGCAGGGGACUUUGAGCGGACACUGAAGGGCCAUACAGACUCUGUCCAGGACAUCUCCUUUGACCAGACGGGCAAGCUGCUGGCCUCCUGUUCUGCAGACAUGACCAUCAAGUUGUGGGACUUCCAGGGCUUUGAGUGCAUCCGCACCAUGCACGGUCAUGACCACAACGUGUCGUCUGUAGCGAUCAUGCCCAACGGAGACCACAUAGUCUCCGCCUCCAGAGACAAGACCAUCAAGAUGUGGGAGGUGGCCACUGGGUAUUGUGUGAAGACGUUUACAGGCCACAGGGAAUGGGUGAGGAUGGUCCGGCCCAACCAGGAUGGUUCUCUGAUUGCCAGCUGUUCCAACGACCAGACGGUGCGUGUGUGGGUGGCCAACUCCAAGGAGUGUAAGGCUGAGCUACGGGAGCACGAACACGUGGUGGAGUGUAUCGCCUGGGCCCCCGAUACCGCUCACCCCACUAUCCUGGAGGCUACUGGCUCAGAGAGUAAGAAGAGUGGGAAGCCCGGUCCAUUCCUUAUCUCUGGCUCUAGAGAUAAGACCAUCAAGAUGUGGGACAUCAGCACUGGCAUGUGCCUUAUGACUCUGGUAGGUCAUGAUAACUGGGUGCGUGGUGUGUUGGUGCACCCUGGAGGCAGGUUCAUAGUGAGCUGUGCUGAUGAUAAGACUCUGAGGAUCUGGGACUACAAGAACAAGCGCUGCAUGAAGACCCUGUGUGCCCACGAACACUUUGUUACCUCUCUAGAUAUGCACCGGACUGCUCCCUACGUGGUGACAGGCAGCGUUGAUCAGACAGUCAAAGUGUGGGAGUGUCGCUGAGUCUGCCUGCUACCUCCCUCUCCUCAUCUUCCUCUCUACCCUCCAACCACAGCCCUGUAACCCCCACCCCAACCUCCUGCUCUACUCUCCCAAAAGCAGCCCUAGUGCUCCCCCAAAUAGCAGCCUCUCCUACCCUAAUCUUCUCUCUCCCCCCAAAAGCAGCCCUAUACCCCCUCCUACCCACUAUCCUACCCUUUCUCUCUGACCCUCACCUAAGCCCAACCUCUUGCACUCUAUACCAUUGUUACCCAGGCUCUCCCCCUCUGCCCUUCAUCCCCCGGCCCUGUUUAAAAUAAAUAUUGUCCUUUUAUGUAAAUUAUUCUGGAUGUAGGGUACGCUUAAUAAAUGUUACACACUCACACAUUCUCUCUCACACACACACUAAAAGAAAAAAGAAGUAUUCCUUGGAUGGUGAAUUCCCCCAAAAAUGUGUGUACUGUAAAUGUGUCUAAAUGUGCAUACCAUUGUCAUGACGUGGGGGGCGAAGGGUAUAUGGUUCCUGUGUCCUUCCCCAGUGGAUGCUGGGUAAUUGUGACAGUGCACGUAAACCAAUCACGUCUGUUCUUUAAGGGUUUGGUUUUAUUUCGUUUUUUGCCACCACUGUUAUUCUGAUGCUACCUGAGAGAGAUCGGGAAGAAGAAGAGUGUGAAAGAACAAAGAGAGAAUUGUGACAGAGGAUAAUAUGGGGAGGAGGAGUAGAAUAAGAGAUAACCGAUAAAGUAUGGUCUGUGUGUGUGCAUUUGGGUGCGUACUGUAUGUGUGUAAGGCGGUAGAGAAUAGAGGGGUGGCUUUCUAUUUCUCUCUAUAUACUCCCUCUCUCUGACUGGCUUCUAGUAGAUACUCACAAGGAUCUUAAAGAUCCCUAUGCUGCAAAGAACACACACACACACACGAACAGACUUUCCCACUCUCUCUCUUUUACACACACUUAGAUCAAGGAAGACGCAUAGAUGAGCAGACUCUUAUAUUUGUGUUACACACACAACCUCUGCUGCGGUGUGUCCCUAGAGUGCCCAGUGCCCACUCAUUCUCUGCUGUCUCUGCCUUGUUAACCCUCUUGUGGUCUCCCUCACCAAGGGAUUUCCUUCUGCUUUCUGUGCUCUCACUGCUCUCUCUCACACACAUGCACAUAAGCACAGUAAAAUUGUGUACCAAUAUAUCUGUAUGCGAUUGUUUGCAACAUAAAAUACAUCUGUAAAUAUAA